AUGACUUCUGAGAAGAGUCACAACAAAAGGGUAACAGAGCUUCUGGUUUCUUUCGAACUUCAAGUUGCCAUGGAAAACCCAGAAGUGCCCGGUAUUCCAGUCAAUGAAUUUUGUGCUGUCAAGGCUUCUCCUGGGAAGGGUCGUGGCCUUUUUGCGGCAUGCGAUCUUAGGGUGGGGACACAUAUCUUAUCUGACAGACACAUCGUCAAGAUUCCCGGAAUUGUUUUGGAUCCUGACGCUCUUACAAAACUUGAAAUCGAGUUUCUGACUAUCGCCAUCAGCGAGCAGCUGAAGGAAAUCAGCAAGGAAAAACAGAGAGAAUUCUUUUCGCUGGAAAACGCGCACAAGGAGGUUCUUGGGGUAUUCCUUGGGACUGCCAUGACCAAUGCCAUGGCCAUGGGCGUCCAGGCCAAAGCCUGCGGCGUAUAUCUCAAUGUAUCGCGAAUAAACCACGGGUGCAGGCCGAACGCAGUCGCCAUAUUCAACGAUUCUGGUGAAGUUAUGAUUCACGUCGUGAAAAGUAUCCCAAAAGGGAAAGAGAUCACAAUCACAUACAUUGAACCGGCUUUGACCUUCUCGGUCCGAAAAAACCACCUGAAACAUAGGUUUGGGUUCAACUGUACCUGCGAACUCUGUAGUCGCUCGCCGGAAGAACGAUAUGCAAGCGAUAUGAGGUUGGGUGCAAUUGUUCUCCUCUCCAAUACCAUUCGAGUGGAAGGCAUCGCCAUUAACGAACCGCUGGAGACUCUUCAGAAUGCACACGCAUUGUGGUUUCUGUUGAAAGAGGAAGGAAUUGCAGAAAUGAUUGCCCCGACGUUCUACUACGAUGCUGCAAUCAUCGCGUUUGCACACGGAGACCGCGCACGUACUAAAGUCUUCGCUGAAAAGGCCAAAAAGGCAGCCAGGCUUGCAUAUGGAGCCAACCACACAAUUACAGCUGGGGCUGAUAUGCUUGUCAAUGACCCGGUCGCGUUUGGACUCAUUCAGAAAACAACAAGGUGGAAGCAGGAAGUCGAUAAAAUCCCGCGUGGCUUGAGCAGAAGGGAUUUCGACAAGUGGCUAUGGAAGGAGGAGAACUGA
Molecule: messenger RNA, 1080 nt
Organism: Ophidiomyces ophidiicola
Lineage: Eukaryota; Fungi; Ascomycota; Eurotiomycetes; Onygenales; Onygenaceae
Exons: 2
Coding region: 1-1080 (359 amino acids)
Molecular function (GO): protein binding
Source: RefSeq, a predicted model, not a curated record